AUGUAUCAAGAACAAAGAAGACAUUCGGCCGUGUCAGGCCCGAGACCUGAUUCCUUGAUCCCUUCGCAUUUAGAUUCUGGUAUUACUUCUCCAGAACCCAUUCACAGACUAGACUCCACGCGGCAUGGGACGAACCCUUCGAACCAGCCUCUUUAUCCCCAAUAUACGGUUCCAUCUGAGCCUGAUGAUGUGACAUACAACCCUUUCGAAGGCCCAGCCAGCACUUCAAUCAAUGGCAGUGGCCUGGUUGGUCAACCUGCUUCCAAGUUCCAUAACAUAAACAUCAACCUGGGAUAUGAAAAUGGUUUCGUGAUGUACCCGAAUCAACAACUGAUGGGCAGAUCAUCGAAUGCACCAUCGCAACAAGGUCUGCUGUUCAACCAAUAUACCACACCGUCGUCAGUCAGUCAGGAGGGUAAAUCAGAUUCGUGUUCUCCGGACCUGCCAUCUUUACCGAAGGCUGUCGCAGAACCAAUCGGCUACAGGAACUCUUUCCCAAUUUCAUCCAAUGAAUACAGAUAUGUACCUAGUCAUUACAACAAAGCUGUCGCAAAACAGCCCAUCAUCUCCCUGCCCACAACUAAAAGGGAACAGCCCGCGCCCGAUGUAUCUACUUACCAGUGGAUCGCGGAGGAUCCCACAAGCAAACAACGCCACCAUGAAAAGAGAGUGAGGACACAACUGGACGUCGAGAAUCGAAAGGAGGAUAUUCAAAAGCUCAAGGAAUUUGGUGGAGCAUGCCUUUGGUGCCAUCGAAGCAAGAAGAAAUGCGACCCUGCCCAAAUUUGCCAGCCUUGUCAAACCAAUAAGCGCAAGUGUGUUCGGAGUUCCUCACAGCUCUGCUUGACAGGGCAUUUCAAGCCACCCGACCUUGAGAACUCGCUGAUGUCUUUCGGUCCUCCCUCUCAAGAGGCACUCAAUGCCAUAUACUUCAUGGCUGAGCAGGCUUUUUCAAAUAGCCCACUUGUUAAGGCCCACCUCAGCAUUCAACGCGAUAACAAAAUGCUUGGUCUAGAGGUGACUAAGGAUGAUAUGGACCCAUCCAAAUCUGAGACUAGACGCUUGAUUAACGAUUUUACUUUUCGAGCAUCUUCUUGUGUUCAUUGCCCUGAGUUAGAAAAGCUUACCGAAGACUGUUCGACUCACCCACUUGUUCUCGCGGCAAUAAAAAUGUCAAAAGCAUUCAUGACAAUUCGUAACCUAGCUACAACCCAAGUUCAUUUUUGCACAGCUGACACACACAUCGCACAAUCGACUUUACUACUAGUAUUGAUUGCCAGUAUACUAAACCUGACCGGAAUGUCUGACUGCUUCACGCUUGAGCUGUGUGAAGCACUACGCCGACGAAACUACGAGCGCACUAACCCCAGUUCAAAGUACCGACUCGCAGGGGCUUGUAACUUAAGCCCAGUCUCAUUAGCAACGGAAUUGUAUCAUCAAAUUGUCAACGGUUUACUACAACUAACCGAGAACCCGGUGAUCGCACUGAUUUUCAAAGAUGUGGAUACACACCUUCAUGAAGUACACGCCACUUUAAAGAGCAUACUUGCAUUUAUUAACGCCAUACAUCCAAAGCGUACCAAGCGAACAGGAGAACGUACGCCAGGUGGGCAAGCUACUACCAUUUCAGCCGUGCGGCACUUCGAACUAGUUUUUUGGGUGGAAUGGGUAGACACUAAUCAACACUUACGGUCAACGACAGUGAAUGAACAGGGCUGUGCCCCUGAACUAAUAUCCCUUGACGUUGAAACUCUUCUCCAAGGUGGAAUUGGCAGUUUAGAAACUUUUGAAAAGUCCCAAAAGAACCCACAACGAAGUCCGGUGUCGGCGAAAGUGCCUGCCCAAUCUAUCUCUCCAGAGACAGAGACUGAUAUUGCUUCUAAUUCCGAGAUUUUUGAAACUGGAAUAUUUGAUGAUAUCCUUCUCUCGGAUCCUUGGGGUUGGUCGGUUGCAGAUGACUUUAACUUAGGAUUCCCAAUGGAGGACCAGUAG
Molecule: messenger RNA, 1992 nt
Organism: Penicillium longicatenatum
Lineage: Eukaryota; Fungi; Ascomycota; Eurotiomycetes; Eurotiales; Aspergillaceae
Exons: 1
Coding region: 1-1992 (663 amino acids)
Biological process (GO): regulation of DNA-templated transcription
Molecular function (GO): zinc ion binding; DNA-binding transcription factor activity, RNA polymerase II-specific
Source: RefSeq, a predicted model, not a curated record